GUGUUUGGUGUGGUGCAGUGUGUGAGGAGCCAGCCAGACGUCAGCCUACGGAGCGAGCGAUCUUCCACAAUGCGCGUCUUCCUUCUUCUUCUGUGCCUUCUACGGGAGACACAAGCCAUGGACAACAAGGUGGAUGACGUUACGGAGCCCUCCUGUGCCGGCCCCACGCCCUUCUACCUCAGGAAACCACACACUUACUUAUACCACCUCGAGCCUAACGAUGAUUUGGACACUAUUCUGGGCCUGAAAUUCCCGCUUCCUGAUGACCACUUCUUCAGAGACAGGUGGACCGGGGAGGUGGAGGAGGGGGAGAAGAGGAUCAGAUGGGUGGAGAAUGAAUCGCUUUCAGAAGUGGACACCUUUCACAGAUCGACAGGAGGUCUCAACUGGAAACACACGCCAGGAGAUGUACCGCCGAUCUCAGAGAGUGUUCAAAUGAAGGGGCUGUUGAGCGGAAUGGAGAUGCUGAAACAGACGAAGGAGUUAGAGAAGAUGUUGAAGAAAUCAGGCAUCGUGCUGGAGGAAGAAUCGUCAAAGCAACACCAGGAGAACUUCACCUACACCAAACCACAGGCCUUGCAAGCAGCUGACCAGGGCUACGUGGUGGAGGCUGCCCUGGACACUAUUGCUGACGGCCUGGACAGUGACCAAGUAAUAGACAUGCAGCUGAUUAAAGAAAACCAAAUCUGCACCGUGUUUGAGCAGACCCCGAUAGAGUUACCGUGUGAACCCAACAUGCCGUAUCGAAGGUUUGACGGCUCCUGUAACAACCUGAGGGAACCACGUUGGGGAAUGUCCUUCAUCCCUUUCAGAAGAAUGUUCCUGCCAGAUUAUGCUGAUGGUGUGUCUGAGCCCCGCCGAGCCAAGAGUGGUGAUGAGCUACCCAAUGCACGCAAACUAAGCCUCGCACUGAAGGAGUUCCCUAGACACUUCAGCAACUGUUUCAGCAUAUUCCAGAUGUCUUUUGGCCAAUUUAUCGACCAUGAUUUGACAGCCACGCCCACAGCUAAAGACCAGGAUGGAAGCGCCCUAACAUGCUGCAAUGAGAAAGUGCUGCAAGACCCAAGUUUAGUUCACCCGCAGUGCUUCCCGAUCAGCGUAGAUGUGAACGAUCCUUUCUACUCUGCGUAUGGCAUCACUUGUCUAGAGUUUGUCCGAUCCCUGCCCGCCAGCCGAUGUUUCUUUGCACCGAGAGAGCAGAUGAACCAACUCACAGCCUACAUAGACGGUUCUGCUGUGUAUGGGAGCACGAAGGAACAGGUUGACUCUUUGCGGGAGUUUAAAGGCGGGAAAUUGAAAACAGUGAUCACCAAGGAAGGCCACGAGCUGCUACCGAAAGCUGAAGGGCACGAGGAGGGAUGCAGUAGUGAAGAAGACAGAGAGAAAGGACUAUUCUGCUUUAGGUCUGGCGACGACAGAGUAAACGAACAUAUCCUUCUGACCUUGCUGACGACACUGUUCGCCCGAGAGCACAACAGGAUAGCGAAGGAACUGUCAAGACUGUGGCCAAAUUGGAACGACGAGAGGGUGUUUCAAGAAGCCAAGAGAAUCGUAGCUGCAGAAAUCCAACAUAUUACUUACAACGAAUUUCUCUCCGGUUUGCUAGGUCCUCUGCUGGUUCAAGGCCUGGGGAUUAAACCUUUGGAGGGGAAGAAUUUUACAAGGGCUACGACAACAGAGUCAAUGCCGGAGUAGCGAAUUCGUUUGCAGCAGCGGCCUUGAGACUCGGACAUAGCAUGAUUCCGGAACACUCAUUCAGCAAGAACAGUUCAGGUCAUUAUCACGCUAUUGAAUUCAACAAAGUCGUCUUUCACCCCGCCGAAAUGCACAACAAGGAAGGCGUGGCUGAAUUGCUGCAUGGAGCCUUCUCUCAGAGCAUUGGCCAAGUGGACCCCGCUUUCUCCGACCAGAUCACUGGGAGAUUAUUUAAGAUGGAGAAGGCCACUGGAUUGGACCUAGUGGCUUUUAACAUACAGAGAGGAAGGGACCACGGCUUAGCUAGUUAUACUGUGGCUAGAAGAGAGUGUGGCUUCCCUGCUAUUAAGAACUUCGACGACCUGAGGACAAUACUUGAUUCUGCUGUGGUUAGCAUGUUGAGAAAGCUGUACAAGCACGUGGAUGAUAUUGACCUGUUCGUGGGCGGGAUGGCAGAGAAGGCGCUCCCGGGGGGUCUGAUUGGGCCUACUUUCGCUUGCAUUCUCUCUGACCAGUUCAUCAGGGCUAAGAAAGGCGACAGAUUUUGGUACGAGAAUGAAGGAGAGGCUGGGAGCUUCACUAAAGCUCAACUAAAGACACUGCACGAGGUUUCCCUGGCAAGAGUGAUGUGCGAUAACUUCCCUGAGGUUGAGAGACUGCAGAGAUGGCCCCUGCAGCUGGCCGGGGUGCAGAACCCUAUCGUCUCCUGUGACUCCCUGUGCAUUCCUCAUCUGGACCUCACUGCCUGGAAACCCUAAGCGCUGUUACAUGAACAAAUGCCUAACGGUCCAAUAUAUCUGUCUAUAAAGAGUCUAAUGGUCUAGAAAAUUGUAACUAAAAUGUCUCUCGGACUAACAAGGAUAUCUAAACGUCUGGUAAAUCUGUUUAACUAGUGUCUAACGAAAUACCAAGUGCAUCUAAUGGUCUACUAAAUCCAACUAUGAAACAAGUGUCUAAGGUCAUAAUGAGUCUGUAAUUUCAUCUAUCUCAGUCUUUUUUAUUUACUUGGUGUGAUUCUUCCACUAUCAAUGAGACAGAUAUGGAAUAAAAUAAUAAAUAAAAA
Molecule: messenger RNA, 2758 nt
Organism: Portunus trituberculatus (swimming crab)
Lineage: Eukaryota; Metazoa; Arthropoda; Malacostraca; Decapoda; Portunidae
Product: chorion peroxidase-like
Exons: 15
Coding region: 70-1695 (541 amino acids)
Biological process (GO): response to oxidative stress
Molecular function (GO): peroxidase activity; heme binding
Source: RefSeq, a predicted model, not a curated record